Eruca vesicaria subsp. sativa (arugula) is the source of this 868-nucleotide messenger RNA. The record is from the annotation of a GenBank genome assembly. Lineage: Eukaryota; Viridiplantae; Streptophyta; Magnoliopsida; Brassicales; Brassicaceae.
AUUAAAAAAAGAUCCCACUCACCAUAGUCCUCAAUAAAUACCCCUAACCACAAUUCUAUGAAACCUCCUCUCAAUCUUUUCACACUCUCCCUUCAUUGUGAACAACAACAAAAAAAAGUAAAGAUCUUGCUCCCAUAAAAGAAGAAUGGCGAUGAAAAAAGCAAACAAACUGACACAAACGGCGAUGAUCAAGCAAAUCUUGAAGAGAUGCUCAAGCUUGGGGAAGAAACAGAGUAAUGUAUACAGCGAAGACGAGAACGGACAUCCUCUUGACGUGCCUAAAGGACAUUUCGUUGUCUACGUUGGAGAGAAUCGGGUCAGGUACGUUGUGCCCAUUUCGUUUUUGACCCGACCCGAGUUUCAGCUUCUUCUUCAACAAGCAGAGGAAGAGUUUGGUUUUGACCACGACAUGGGUCUCACUAUCCCUUGUGAUGAAGCCGUUUUCAGAUCUCUCACCUCCAUGCUCGGAUGAACAUAUCUUUUUAGGGUUUUUUUUUUUUUUUUUUAGUUAUAUAUUUGAGAUGGUUUUAUUAGGAUGAGAACAGUGGAAGCUGCUGAGUAAAUGCUUCUCUGUUUUAGCAAACUAUUUUUACAUGUUUUGGCUAAUAUGGGUUUAGUGUUGUAUUAGAGUGAGACUUAACCCUUAGGGAAAGAGAUGCUCGUGAAGAUCACUCUCAUGGUGGUGUGGUUGUUGAAUGUGUACCCCCUAUGAGAGAUAAUUUGAUAUUUGAUGAAUGAGACGUUUAAUAUUAUCAGCUAUGCUUCAGUUUUCUUUGGUUUGGUUUUUCUUUUGCAUGAGUUAAUAAAUUAUUGUGCAAUGUGUGACAUUUAAUUUGUAUAAGACUCCCAAAGUUUCUUGUUCUCUAUG